This is a messenger RNA of Macrosiphum euphorbiae (potato aphid), 1902 nucleotides long. The record is from the annotation of a GenBank genome assembly. NCBI's taxonomy places the organism in Eukaryota, Metazoa, Arthropoda, Insecta, Hemiptera, Aphididae.
AUGCCUAGUUGUCUUGUAUGUGGAAGAACAGAGAAUCUAAAUUCUAAAUCUGCUAAUAUAUCUUUUCACAGGUUUCCUACUAAAGAUAAUAUUAGAGAAAAGUGGGAUAAUUUUUUAGUAGAAAACUAUCUAAAUCCAAAAGACGUGACCAAAUAUAGUGUAAUUUGUUCAUUACAUUUUGAGAAAUCAUGUUUUGUAAUGAAACAACAUAGAAAGUUAUUAUACAAACAUGUAUUUCCAUCAAUUGUUGUCGGUCGAAUAAAAUAUGCAAAACAAUCUUUUACUGAAACUACUAAAACUGUACCAGUAACAGUACCUGAAACAAUAAAUAAAAAAAAUGAUAUUUUACAUUUUGAUAAAACUCUUGUUAAGGUAUCUUCAAUAAGUGAUGUGGAAUUAGGUGUGUUUCCUUUGGAUGAAACAUCUACUUUGUCAAAACCAAAAGACUGUCACGAACACAAAUCAAUCACAAUGGGUUUUAAAUUUUUAGAAGUAAUUAAACCUUUCUGCAGUAUAUUGCCAGAAAUUGCUAAACCUGAACGUAAAAUUCAAUUCAGAGAAAAAGUAUUAUGGACUGCCAUUACUUUAUUCAUUUUUUUGGUUUGCUGUCAAAUACCUCUGUUUGGAAUUAUGAGUUCAGACUCAGCUGAUCCUUUUUAUUGGAUUCGUGUAAUUUUGGCUUCAAAUCGAGGUACUUUAAUGGAACUUGGAAUUUCACCAAUUGUAACUUCUGGGCUUAUUAUGCAAUUGUUGGCUGGAGCUAAAAUCAUUGAAGUUGGUGAUACUCCUAAAGAUCGUGCAUUAUUUAAUGGCGCACAAAAACUGUUUGGUAUGGUUAUUACUGUUGGACAAGCAAUUGUUUAUGUUAUGACUGGUAUGUAUGGUGAUCCCAGUGAAAUUGGAGCUGGCGUAUGCUUGUUAAUCAUCAUUCAGUUGUUUGUGGCUGGAUUAAUUGUCUUGUUAUUGGACGAACUUUUGCAAAAAGGAUAUGGGUUAGGUUCGGGAAUAUCACUUUUCAUUGCUACCAACAUUUGUGAAACGAUAGUCUGGAAAGCUUUCAGUCCAACAACUGUUAAUACAGGUCGAGGUACUGAAUUUGAAGGAGCUGUUAUAGCCUUGUUCCAUUUAUUGGCUACAAGACAAGAUAAGGUUAGAGCACUCAGAGAAGCCUUUUAUAGACAAAACUUACCGAAUUUGAUGAAUUUAUUGGCAACUGUAUUGGUGUUUGCUAUUGUAAUAUAUUUCCAAGGUUUCCGAGUUGAUCUACCAAUUAAGUCUGCCAGGUAUCGUGGACAAUAUAGCAGCUAUCCAAUCAAGUUGUUCUAUACAUCAAACAUUCCUAUCAUUUUACAAUCUGCUCUUGUAUCAAAUUUAUAUGUUAUAUCUCAGAUGUUGGCUGUAAAAUUCCAUGGUAACAUAUUAGUGAAUUUAUUGGGUGUUUGGGCUGAUGUUGGUGGUGGUGGACCAGCACGAGCAUAUCCAGUUGGCGGUUUGUGCUAUUAUUUAUCUCCACCAGAAAAUCUAUCUCAUAUUGCAGAAGAUCCUAUCCACGCUAUUCUCUAUAUUGUAUUUAUGUUGGGAUCAUGUGCAUUCUUUUCCAAAACUUGGAUUGAAGUCUCUGGAUCAUCCGCUAAAGAUGUUGCAAAACAAUUAAAAGAACAACAAAUGGUUAUGCGUGGUCACAGGGAUAACUCUAUGAUUCAUGAAUUGAACCGUUAUAUACCUACUGCUGCAGCGUUUGGAGGGCUUUGUAUUGGUGCAUUAUCUGUGUUGGCUGACUUCAUGGGUGCCAUUGGAUCGGGCACUGGUAUCCUGUUAGCUGUUACUAUUAUAUACCAGUAUUUUGAAAUAUUUGUUAAAGAACAAAGUGAAAUGGGUGGUAUGAGCACCUUGUUGUUCUAA